UGCCUCUUCUCACAAAGAGUUUCCUCAGCUGUUACCUGUUCAAGACAUGGAUAUCAAAAACUCACCAUCUAGCCUUAGCUCUCCGGCUUCCUACAACUGCAGUCAAUCUGUCCUACCCGUGGAGCACGGCCCUAUAUAUAUACCUUCCUCCUAUGUAGAGAGCCACCAUGAAUAUUCCGCCAUGACGUUCUAUAACCCUGCUGUGAUGAAUUACAGUAUUCCCAGCAGUGCCAAUAACUCAGAAGGUGGACCCGGUCGACAGAACACAAGCCCAAAUGUGUUGUGGCCAACUCCUGGACACCUCUCUCCCUUAGCGAUCCAUUGCCAGUCGUCACUUCUGUAUGCAGAACCUCAAAAGAGUCCUUGGUGUGAAGCAAGAUCACUAGAACCCACCUUACCUGUAAACAGAGAGACACUGAAAAGGAAAGUUAGUGGGAGCAGUUGUGCCAGCCCUGUUACUAGUCCAAGUUCAAAGAGGGAUGCUCACUUCUGUGCGGUCUGCAGCGAUUAUGCAUCUGGAUAUCACUAUGGAGUCUGGUCUUGUGAAGGAUGUAAGGCCUUUUUUAAAAGAAGCAUUCAAGGACAUAAUGAUUACAUUUGCCCAGCUACAAAUCAGUGUACGAUAGAUAAGAAUCGGCGCAAAAGCUGCCAGGCCUGCCGACUUCGGAAGUGCUAUGAAGUGGGGAUGGUGAAGUGUGGCUCCCGGAGAGAAAGGUGUGGGUACCGUGUUAUGCGAAGGCAGAAAAGUUCGGAUGAGCAGCUGCACUGCCUGAGCAAAGCCAAGAAAAAUGGUGGACACGUGACCCGAGUGAAGGAGCUACUGCUGAGCGCCCUGAGUCCGGAGCAGCUGGUGCUCACGCUACUGGAGGCGGAGCCGCCCCACGUGCUCGUGAGCCGCCCCAGCACGCCCUUCACCGAGGCCUCCAUGAUGAUGUCCCUGACCAAGCUGGCCGACAAGGAGCUGGUGCACAUGAUAGGCUGGGCCAAGAAAAUUCCAGGCUUUGUGGAGCUCAGUCUCUACGACCAAGUGCGCCUCUUGGAGAGCUGCUGGAUGGAGGUGCUGAUGGUGGGGCUGAUGUGGCGUUCCAUUGAUCACCCGGGCAAGCUCAUCUUUGCUCCAGACCUCGUUCUGGACAGGGAUGAGGGGAAAUGCGUAGAAGGAAUUCUGGAAAUCUUCGACAUGCUCUUGGCAACAACUUCAAGGUUCCGUGAGUUAAAACUCCAACACAAAGAGUAUCUCUGUGUCAAGGCCAUGGUCCUCCUCAACUCCAGUAUGUACCCUUUAGCUGCGGCAACCCAGGAGGCUGAGAGCAGCCGGAAGCUGACUCACUUGCUGAACGCAGUGACCGAUGCUCUGGUCUGGGUGAUUGCCAAGAGCGGGAUUCCCUCCCAGCAGCAGCCCGUGCGCCUGGCUAACCUCCUGAUGCUCCUUUCUCACGUUAGACAUGCCAGUAACAAGGGCAUGGAACACCUGCUUAACAUGAAAUGCAAGAACGUGGUCCCAGUCUACGACCUGCUGCUGGAGAUGCUGAAUGCGCACACGCUUCGCGGGCACAAGUCCUCGCUCACCGGGGCCGAGUGCAGCCCAGCAGAGGAGAGUAAGCGCAGGGAGGGCUCCCAGAAGCCCCCGUCUCAGUGAUGCCCAGUCCCAGGCGAAGAGGCCACAGAGGAGGUCAGAGGCUGCAGUGUGAACUCCAGUGCAAACCGUGAGCUCCAUCCGGGAGCGGGCAGCCUUCACCGUCUUGCUCGUGUGUGGUCCCUCAUUUGGUUAUGGCAGGCCCAGUCAUGUACCGUCCUUCACCCGACCUCCCCACUUCCCGGGAGUCAGGGUGAGAAAGCUGCAGUGUUCCUUGGUACCAUGGGGCAUGUUCGAAUGUGGACUUUACCUCUUACUCGGCCUCAUAGGAUCUCAGUGUGGUCCCUUUCUUACUUUCCAUCUCCCUUCCACCCCUCUGGAAAACAUGUUAAAGGUUUGGGAAUGAAUGGUGGGAAUCCGCCGUGGAAGGUUUGUACAGUAGAGAGGGAAGAGGCUGGGGCCCUUAUAGGAAGUGGACCAAGCUUUACUGUGCAACCUAACCUGCCCUCAGACCUCCGUUUGCUCUCUUCAGGGCCACUUGAUGGUAGGCUGGGAAACCAUGACAACGAACAAACUAGUUCCACACACCUACCUCACAGGCCUGUGAGGACUGAGGUCACGUAUCACUCUUACUGUUGAAGGCCAGAGGGAUUGUGACCUGGGGAGCCAGUGGUCAGGCUGGGAGGUGAGCCAUGCCCUUCCCCCAGACCUUGCUGCCAUCUCCAUAGAGGUUCAUUCUUCUUGAUUUGCAUUCUAUAGAGCCUGCUAAUUAUUUGGGGGUGCAUUUAUGUUUGUGAUCACUUUUAUGGAGGAUUGUGGAGAUUUAAAUCUCUCUGCCCCUUCCUUAAAACCCUCUUGUCCCACAGAGCCCAGUGUGUGCUGGAGAAAGGCCCAGUGUUUGCAGGAAUGGGUUUCUCCUGUGGGUUUGGGUCACAGCCACGUUGCUUCCCUGGGGCAGUCAGGGAACCAACCGCCACAUCAGCCAUCCACAGACAGGGGCACGUCAGGCUGUGUGUGCAAUGCAUGCUGUUCCAUGGAAAGAUGAAGGGCUACUGACACACCUGUGUGUCAGGUUCAGGGUCAGACUUGGUGUAGUGUAGACUUGGUGAGCAUAUCACCUGAGCAAGACCUGGUUUGUGAACCCUACUUAAAAAAAAAAAAAUUUAGAGAUAGUUAUUUAUAGCAAGAAAGAAUUCUUUUACACCCUUGGGCUCUUUUAAACUAUUUUCUUAUCAGAACAUUUA
This is a messenger RNA of Zalophus californianus (California sea lion), 2820 nucleotides long. It is a transcript of the gene ESR2, whose product is annotated as estrogen receptor 2. NCBI's taxonomy places the organism in Eukaryota, Metazoa, Chordata, Mammalia, Carnivora, Otariidae. Gene Ontology annotation, cellular component: nucleus. The transcript is spliced from 8 exons. The record is from RefSeq and is a predicted model, not a curated record. Gene Ontology annotation, biological process: estrogen receptor signaling pathway; cellular response to estradiol stimulus; regulation of DNA-templated transcription. Bases 47 to 1639 code for a protein of 530 amino acids. Gene Ontology annotation, molecular function: nuclear receptor activity; steroid binding; sequence-specific DNA binding.